This is a messenger RNA of Elgaria multicarinata webbii, 561 nucleotides long. Its product is annotated as vacuolar protein sorting-associated protein 29-like. Gene Ontology annotation, cellular component: endosome; retromer complex. Gene Ontology annotation, biological process: retrograde transport, endosome to Golgi; intracellular protein transport. The annotation marks the transcript as partial. The record is from RefSeq and is a predicted model, not a curated record. Lineage: Eukaryota; Metazoa; Chordata; Lepidosauria; Squamata; Anguidae. The transcript has 3 exons.
UUGCCCUCUGCUAAGUUGGUGCUGGUAUUAGGAGACCUUCACAUCCCGCAUCGCUGCAACAGCCUCCCAGCCAAGUUCAAGAAGCUCCUGGUUCCAGGGAAGAUCCAACACAUCCUUUGCACUGGGAAUCUCUGCACCAAGGAGAGCUAUGAAUACCUGAGGACGCUGGCCGGGGAUGUCCAUGUUGUCAGAGGAGACUUUGAUGAGGGCCUCAGUUACCCACAACAGAAAAUUGUCACGGUCGGACAGUUUAGGAUCGGUCUUAUCCACGGCCAUCAAGUUAUUCCCUGGGGCGAUCUGGCCAGCUUGGCAAUCCUGCGGAGGCAGCUCAAUGUAGACAUCCUAAUUUCGGGGCACACACACAAAUUCGAGGCGUUGGAGCAUGAAAAUAAGUUCUACAUCAACCCUGGAUCGGCCACCGGGGCCUACAACGCCUUGGAAAGAAAUAUCAUUCCUUCAUUUGUUCUGAUGGAUAUCCAAUCCUCUACAGUUGUAACAUAUGUCUACCAACUUAUUGGUGACGACGUGAAGGUGGAAAGGAUUGAAUACAAGAAGUCUUAA